AUGAUGCGAGACGUGAGCGCGCGCUUUAAAUACAGUGAGCGUGAGUUUCGGGCGCAGCACAAGACAAACGUGAAUCGCAGUGGCAACAGCAGCAGUAACGACGACUUGGAGAAUAAACCGCCACUCACUGCUGCUAACGCUGCACAUAACACAAAAGACGUUGUAAUAGCCAAUGCCUGUCCAUCACGAGAACUCAUUCAUAGUCACAUUGGUAGAUAUUAUCGGAAUGUUGAUGCUGCUGCUCAGGUGACAACCGACUGGGAGGCAGUAAGUGCCCGUAUUCGAAGAGACCUAGCGCCGUAUACUGUACUCAAACUCGGUGGCUUCUCAUUGGGUGAUGUUUGUACGAGACUAUUGGGAGACGUGUUGGCACAUGGCGCCUCAAGGCUGCGUACAUUGGACCUAGGUUUUAAUCGACUGACAGAUAAAGGCGCGACCCAAUUGGCACAAGCACUAGAGACUAAUGCAUCGCUUGAGAGUUUGUAUCUUUCAGGAAAUGACAUUGGACCGGCGGGUGCUCGCGCACUUUCACAGGCACUGACGAAGAACACCCAUUUACUCAGUUUACAUCUGAGUGGCAAUAAUAUUGGUGAGGAAGGUGCUCGAUUUUUAGCAGAUGGAAUCACAGGCAACACAGCAUUGAGAGCGUUGUAUUUGGGCACGAAUGGCAUUGGGGCGGCCGGAAUGCAGAGUCUAGCGUCUGCGUUAACCCAAAACAAGUCGCUCGAGGAGCUUACAUUAGGACAGAACAAAGUGGGAAGUGCAGGAGUGCGUCAUCUGGCUUUAGCUUUUGCUACAGGUCAUGUAGCGCUGUCAACUUUAGAAUUAGGAAAGAAUGGCGUGGAUCAGGAAGGUGCCAUUGCAUUAGCUCGCUCUUUAUGCGGGACAAAUCGACUGCAGAACUUGUACAUGGAUCACAAUCCGUUGGGUGACGUGGGUGCCAGUGCCUUUGGAGCGCUGCUAGCCCAGAACACGGAACUGCGGGUGCUGGACUUGAGCUACACCCACAUGUCCCUAUUAGGACUGCGCGAGCUGAGUGUUGUGGGACUGGCCCGCAGCCGUGCACUGCUUUGUCUGCUUGUGGAUGGUCACGAUUGGGCGAGCACUCAAUACAUGAAAAAGAACCAGCAUCCGAAUCUGAACGGUGCAUCAUUAGCGACCAAGGGUGCCAACAACUACGCAGCGUCAUGCAUCGCUGGUGCUAUUAACGUCAACGUUCACUCGGUGCUAUUCAAGCUCACUGGCGUGGAUCUAAGUCUCGUGGUGACCCUUCCUACACCAUCCAGUGACAGUAGAAGGGAAUUUAAUGCACUUUCCCGCAACGAAUUGGUGCUGAAAAGUUUACACGAUGGUCGCGCUGCAGCACACGCUGCAGCUGCCACGUCGGGAAUUCCACCCAGUCACAAGCGGAAACCCACAGAGGACGCAAGUAACACUGUAGUGGAUAGAACACCAACAGGGGGACGAGAUUCCGGUGCAGAAAGCGAUACUGGUGAGAGCUCACCUCCAGUGAUACAACACCCUAAGUUUCAGAGGCUUGAGGGCAACGUCAAGGCAGGCUCGUCGUCCGGUAGUAUUAGCAGUGUUAAUGGAGGUGGAAGUGGCGGUGGCUCGCGUUCAGGAAGUGCCAAUGCACUACUUGGGCUGCUGCCUCCUCCUCACAACGGACCUGGCAACGGUACAUCUGGUUCAGCAGGUGGCAAUGGGGGCAGCUCUCCAUCCAAGACGAGUAGCAACCAACCGCCGCGUGUAAUUCGGAUCCCGUCGCGAGGAUCUAUGGGUCGCUUUCCGCGAUCAGGUGGAUCUUGCGAAAAGCGACUGUCGCUUAAGAGUCCACGUUACGAGAGCACAAUGGAGGUGCACGUCCGUAAGGUCAUUACCGACAUCUCGAAGCUGCCAUUUAAUGCCGACGAGUACAACACGCUGCAAGCAUACUACCUGGGAGGUCGGUGCUCUGCCGGACCGAAUGGGUGCAGCAAUGGGGGUGUUGGCGACGUGACGAGCGAGCGGACAUUCUGCUCCACCUGUAGAUCCAGUCGUCUGGCAAGAUAUCGCCGCACAAUGGCACUCAAAACACGACUCGAAGCUGCAAAGCAGGCAACAGAUGAUGUAUUGUUAGUACUGCUGCGCCAGCUGCACUACCUCGUCGGUGCAUUUCAAAACGUAGAAAAUGCCGUUCAGACCAUCGACGACAUUCUCGUAUCAGCACAUGAGGGGGUAGACGAUCCGCAACAGUUUUCCAAUAUGCCAAUGUCCGUACAAAAGGCGGCCAGUCAGCACACUCAGUAG
This is a messenger RNA of Peronospora farinosa, 2289 nucleotides long. NCBI's taxonomy places the organism in Eukaryota, Oomycota, Peronosporomycetes, Peronosporales, Peronosporaceae. The record is from the annotation of a GenBank genome assembly.